Cavia porcellus (domestic guinea pig) is the source of this 3267-nucleotide messenger RNA. RefSeq names its product LIM homeobox 1 (gene Lhx1). Gene Ontology annotation, molecular function: RNA polymerase II transcription regulatory region sequence-specific DNA binding; DNA-binding transcription factor activity, RNA polymerase II-specific; zinc ion binding. NCBI's taxonomy places the organism in Eukaryota, Metazoa, Chordata, Mammalia, Rodentia, Caviidae. Gene Ontology annotation, biological process: neuron differentiation; regulation of transcription by RNA polymerase II. The record is from RefSeq and is a predicted model, not a curated record. The transcript is spliced from 5 exons. Gene Ontology annotation, cellular component: nucleus. The coding region runs from base 1947 to 3167 and encodes 406 amino acids.
AUCUCCCAGACACUUGGACCCUGCGGACUUUGGAUGCAUUGGGGGAGGGGGCUCAGAAAGAAUGACGGGUGGAGGGAGAUUCAGCUGCCAGGCGCCCCCUGCCUCUCCCAGGACUCGCUCUGUGCUUGGGGCAAACUUUCAGGCCAAAGCAGCAAGACAGGAACAUGCCAACACCCAGUGAAUUGCAAAGCCAAACAAUGCACCAGGGCCUCCGGGGUUUCCGGACCCGGUUGCACCCCAACCUUAGACCUGCUUGAUCGGGGAUUGUCCUACUCUCCCCCAGAACUCUGGCCUCCGGCUGCGCCUAUUCUGGCUCUCUUUCAGUCCCUCCCACCGAAACCGACGCCUUACCGGAGUAGGAGGGGGCCAGGCACCUCGCCGCCCGUAGCCCGCGCCGCGCGGGGCCGCGGGUGCCGCCGCCACUGAUCCUCUAAACGCGGUCUCCCCUCACUCUCCCCGGCCGAGGGAUGCAGAAUGGUUUACAGAGGGACGGCGAGGCGCUGAUUGGUCGCGGGCCGCCGUGACGUCGGCGAGCGCUGCAUUAAGGCGAGGGGGCUUCCAGAGCUCAGCCAACAGCCAGGAGCAGUGACCGAGCCGCUGGAGCUGGGGAGAGACGCGCCGGGCGGCGGACUGGGCCAGGAAGACCAGGAGCCGAGGGGCGCGGGCCCAGAGAGAGCCCGCCAGGAGCUGCAGCCCAGGCGGCGAGAGCGGCGGUCGGCGCCGAACUGUUCCAGACGCUGGCUGACUGUGGCUGCUGCACCAGGACAUUAUUUUAAAGCUUUCCAAGCUGCCCCCUCCCCCCCGACUCCUCCCGCUGCAAAAAGGAAAGACAGAGAGAAAGAAGGAGACUAGAAAGGAAAUCCAGAUUUGCCACCACUACGAGAAAAGGGGUAAAAGGAAAAAGGGAAGAAAGUCGAGAGCCUGGGUUUGGACGCAGGCAGCCGGAUCGUGGGCCGAGCGAUGCGGGGCUGCGCCUCCAGACAGCCGCGAGUUGUGACUGGAGCCGCGAUGCACGGCCAGGCGCGGUGAAGAGCCGGACCGUAUUGCCUCCCCCAAGGAGUCCAGGCGCAGGGAGGGCCGCCCCGAGGACACGGAGGCCGCCUGGCAGGCCACUGGCCGAGGUGACGGGGCUGGGGCGGUGGGGAGCGAGCGCGCGCGCCUGGCUGCGUCCGCCCGAAGUUGUCCCUCUCGGUUUUUGAUUGACACAAACACUUCUCCAAAAGGGGGGGAAAGACCUAAGCAACAACAACAAUUAACACCAAGAUCUCCUCCAACCCUGCCUUCCCUCCCUCCCCCUUCGGCUUGUCCCCAUCGUCUCCCCCAGGCCCAGCGCGGGCGCCCGGCGCGUCCCAACCCGAGGCACGCUGCGGGCAGUUUAGAAUCCAAAGCUUCUUUACUUGUUUUCUUUUCUUUUUGUAAAAACAAAAAAGAGGGGGAAACCUCGGUGGUGGGCAGGCUGGUACGCACACACCCGCCUUCAUACCCCGACGAAAGCAGAUGCACUUUGACUUCUGACAGCUCUACCUCAAGCCGGAGAGAACUCAGCAGCGCACUCCGCGCAAUCCGAGCUAUCGGUGUCUUCCUCUUCUCAGUCUCCGUUUUAUUUAUUUCCGUUCCCGCUGCCGGUUCUCGGUGACCUUCAUUCCUCCACGGGCUCUGGGCAGAAGAGUCGCCUGCCUGAAGCUUCUUUUCCUUACCCAGGGAGCCGAGGUGGCGUUGCUCCGCCCCGUGGCCCUGGGACCCCCAGGCUGUGCCCUCCACCCUGUGCCCCGCCUCAACCUUUUUUUCCCCCUUUUGAUUUCCUGGUGCGGGUUUGGCUUGCCAGGCCGAGUUUGUCUCCUCUUUUUGGAGGGGCUGGGGAGCUGGUGCCGAUCGUCUUUGGGAGUCAUUUCCUUGGCUCUACUUGCCCCUGUCUCUCCCGGCCUCACCCGACCAAACCAAAGACCAUGGUGCACUGUGCCGGCUGCAAAAGGCCCAUCUUGGACCGCUUCCUCUUGAACGUGCUGGACAGGGCCUGGCAUGUCAAGUGUGUCCAGUGCUGUGAAUGUAAAUGCAACCUGACCGAGAAGUGCUUCUCCCGGGAAGGCAAGCUCUACUGUAAGAACGACUUCUUCCGAUGUUUCGGUACAAAAUGCGCGGGCUGCGCACAGGGCAUCUCCCCUAGUGACCUGGUGCGGAGGGCGCGAAGCAAAGUGUUUCAUCUGAACUGCUUUACCUGCAUGAUGUGUAACAAGCAGCUUUCCACUGGUGAGGAGCUCUACAUCAUAGAUGAGAACAAGUUCGUCUGCAAAGAGGAUUAUCUAAGUAACAGCAGUGUCGCCAAAGAGAACAGCCUCCACUCGGCCACCACGGGCAGUGACCCCAGUUUGUCUCCAGAUUCCCAAGACCCAUCACAGGAUGAUGCCAAGGACUCGGAGAGCGCAAAUGUGUCAGACAAGGAAGGGGGCAGCAAUGAGAAUGAUGACCAGAAUUUGGGUGCCAAGAGGCGGGGGCCUCGCACCACCAUCAAAGCCAAGCAGCUGGAGACUUUGAAGGCUGCUUUUGCCGCUACACCCAAGCCCACAAGACACAUCCGAGAACAGCUGGCACAAGAGACUGGCCUCAACAUGCGAGUCAUCCAGGUCUGGUUCCAGAACCGACGCUCCAAGGAACGGAGGAUGAAGCAACUGAGCGCGCUGGGCGCCCGGCGCCACGCCUUCUUCCGCAGUCCGCGCCGGAUGCGGCCCCUCGUGGACCGCCUGGAGCCGGGCGAGCUCAUCCCGAACGGCCCCUUCUCCUUCUACGGAGAUUACCAGAGCGAGUACUACGGCCCCGGUGGCAACUACGACUUCUUCCCGCAAGGUCCCCCGUCCUCGCAGGCCCAGACGCCCGUGGACCUUCCCUUCGUGCCGUCGUCCGGGCCAUCUGGGACGCCCCUGGGCGGCCUGGAGCACCCGCUGCCCGGCCACCACCCGUCCAGCGAGGCGCAGCGGUUCACCGACAUCCUGGCGCACCCUCCAGGGGACUCGCCCAGCCCUGAGCCCAGCCUGCCGGGGCCCCUGCACUCCAUGUCGGCUGAGGUCUUCGGACCCAGCCCGCCCUUCUCGUCGCUGUCGGUAAACGGCGGGGCGAGCUACGGGAACCACCUGUCCCAUCCCCCCGAAAUGAACGAGGCGGCCGUGUGGUAGCGGGGUCCCGCGCGGUCCGCGGAGUUCGUGGUUUGUACAGAAAUGAACUUUUAUUCAAGUGAAAGAGAACGAGAGAGAGAGAAAAAAAAAAACAUAAAAA